Rhipicephalus sanguineus (brown dog tick) is the source of this 2092-nucleotide messenger RNA. RefSeq names its product testis-specific serine/threonine-protein kinase 3. Gene Ontology annotation, cellular component: cytoplasm. Bases 23 to 1540 code for a protein of 505 amino acids. The record is from RefSeq and is a predicted model, not a curated record. Gene Ontology annotation, biological process: protein phosphorylation; microtubule cytoskeleton organization; intracellular signal transduction. Gene Ontology annotation, molecular function: ATP binding; protein serine/threonine kinase activity; tau-protein kinase activity. NCBI's taxonomy places the organism in Eukaryota, Metazoa, Arthropoda, Arachnida, Ixodida, Ixodidae. The transcript has 4 exons.
GCUGCGCCGAGACUCCGGCGGCAUGGCCGCGAGGUCUCCAAGCCCGCCCGCCGUCAGAGCCACCACCUCUAAGCAGUUCCUCGCGCUCGCCGGCUACAUCUUGGGGCGCGAGAUCGGCCAAGGAACCUACUCAAAAGUCAGGAUUGGCGUCAAGGGCGACCAGCGCUAUGCGGUCAAAAUCAUUCCCCGGCAUCUGGCACCACGCGAGUACGUGUGCCACUUCCUCCCUCGCGAGCUGGCCAUCAUCCCCAAGCUGAAGCACCCGAACAUCGUCCACGUCUACGACGUGCUGGAGAUCAAGCGCAAGGUAUUCAUCGUCAUGGAGCUGGCCACCCAGGGCGACCUGCUUCUCAAGAUCACCAACGACGGCCGCUUUUCCGAGAGCAAGGCGUUCCAUUACUUCGAGCAGAUCUGCGACGCGGUCGCCUACCUGCACAAGAAGAACAUCGUGCACCGGGACCUUAAGUGCGAGAACGUCCUGCUCAGCCCUAAGCGACAAGUCAAGCUGGCAGACUUCUCAUUCGCCCGAUACACCCACAAUGCGCACAACCGCAAGGUUCUGAGUCAGACGUUCUGCGGCAGCGCGGCGUAUGCGGCGCCCGAGGUGAUCCAAAACAUACCGUACCGGCCCAAGCGCUACGACUCGUGGAGCCUCGGGGUCAUCCUGUACAUCAUGGUGUGCGGCCAGCUGCCCUUCGACGACACCAACCCGUUCCAGCAGGUGCGCGCUCAGAUGAGCCGUCAGAUCAGCUUCCCGGCCUCGUACCGUCUCACCAAGAUGGUCCGCAACCUCAUCAGGCACCUGCUCGAGCCGUACGUGCUGUACCGCUGCUCGGUGCCCCGCGCCAUGAAGCACCCAUGGAUGCGCAAGGAGAGGAUCAAACGAAAACUCAAGUACAUGAAGGACAGCAAAUUGAGCGAGCUCGAGGGCAAGGACAGCGACGCGAGCAGCGCCGGUCUGCGGGAUGCGCAGUCCGAUCUGAGUAUGAUGCCGUCCGCAUCACCAGUGCCUGGAGCGUUUGGGCCGCGCUCAAUGUCAGCGACGGCGUCGCCGCAAUACUGGCAGCAGGACGACUUCGGCGGCGGCGGGCGCAGUCCCGGGCUCAGGCGCAACUCCGGCUGGGGCCGCUACGAGGACGACGACGACGAGCCCGGCUUCUACAGCAAGACGAUGCUUGCGAGCCAGACGGACCAAGGCCCCAUCGGCUGGGGACAGCCGGGCAUGUCGUACUCGCCGAACCCGAUCUUCCAGCAGCCCAUGCGCCAGGGCCAUUAUGCCGUCAACACGCGCGUGGCCUCGCCCCAGAUGGGUGGUGGCUAUCCGGGAAUCUAUGGAGGCAUGGGAGGCAUGGGCAUGAUGGGGCCUGGAUACAUGUCGCCCAUGCCUGGUGCGGGGGCCAUGUACGCCAUGCAGCCCGGUAUGAUGGGCAUGCCGCCUCAAAGGCGUCGCUCGCGCGGCAACCUGAACGUUAACGUGCUGACGCCCCAGGGCGAAAUAUCGAUCUCCAGUAGCUCGUCCGCGGGGUCGUACCUUGGUUGAACCGUUUACUCCUUACGUCCUACAGGUGACAUUCGAGCGUGUGAGAGGAAAAGCCGCUUUCAAGGCACACGCUAUUCGGAACUGUGUACCGGAAGUAGCGUGAUCGUGCCGUGACAAAGACUCGCGCGUAGACCGCGUUCUACAUAGUCAGAAAAGCGUGUGACGUGCGGGUUAAACUCGGUUGGUUGGAUGGCGGUGUGAAAUUUAGUUCUCGUGCUGCGGGAACAGCGCUAAUGAAAUCUGAGACGGGAAACGUUUUCGUAUUGAGCCGACUUCCUUGGGGCUGACGAUGUGAUUGUUUCUUGUCUGAAUUGGGCUCUUCGGAAAAAUACGUGUAUGCGUGAUUCAAUUCUCGUUCCCGCGGUUGUUAUGGUCCGAAAUAAAAAUUUCAUGCUAAUGCAGAAUUUCAUUAACUUCGGCUAUCUGCAAACUGAGAGCUCAUUCAAAAUGGAACGGUUGUAGCACAGAAUCGUCUGGUACGAUCUCGUAAAGCCUGGCUUUGUGAAAUAUUAAAAAGUAAAGAGUCACUGUAGACGGAAAGUAAUAAAGAAA